This is a messenger RNA of Callithrix jacchus (white-tufted-ear marmoset), 3975 nucleotides long. The record is from RefSeq and is a predicted model, not a curated record. Lineage: Eukaryota; Metazoa; Chordata; Mammalia; Primates; Cebidae.
CAGGCUGGUCUUGAACUCCUGGCUUCAAGCCAUCCUCCUGCUGGGAUUACAGAAGUGAACCACUGUGCUCAGUCAAGAAUUUUUUUUCUUUCUUUUUUUAGAGAGACGGGGUUUCACUGUGUUAUCCAGGUUGGUCUCGAUUUCCUGACUUCAUGCUCUACCUGCCUCGGUCUCCCAAAGUGCUGGGAUUACAGGUCCGGGGCGACUCGGGGGCAGACUGCGGGCGCGGAGCUGCAGCUGCGAUUCCAGCCGAGCCACCUGAGCCCGAGCCGCGGGACAUCGGCGCUCCUGCGGUCCAAGGGCUGUGCGCCGCGAUGGGCCCGGGGAGCUGGUCCCCCGCCCCGCUGGGCGCGCUGCCGCCGCUGAGUCUCCUGCUGCUGCCGCUUCUGCUGCUUCUGCUACCGCAGCCUACAACCUGGGCGCUCAGCCCCCGGAUCAGCCUGCCGCUGGGCUCUGAAGAGCGGCCAUUCCUCAAAUUUGAAGCUGAAAACAUCUCCAACUACACAGCCCUUCUGCUGAGCAGGGAUGGCGGGACCCUGUACGUGGGUGCUCAAGAGGCCCUCUUUGCGCUCAGCAGCAACCUCAGCUUCCUGCCGGGCGGGGAGUACCAGGAGCUGCUCUGGAGUGCAGACGCAGAAAGGAAACAGCAGUGCAGCUUCAAGGGCAAGGACCCACAGCGUGACUGUCAAAACUACAUCAAGAUCCUCCUGCCACUCAGCAGCAGUCGCCUGAUCACCUGUGGCACAGGAGCCUUCAGCCCCGUGUGCACCUACAUCAACGUGGAGAACUUCACCCUGGCAAGGGACGGGAAGGGGAAUGUCCUCCUGGAAGAUGGCAAGGGCCGUUGUCCCUUUGACCCCAAUUUCAAGUCCACGGCCCUGGUGGUUGAUGGUGAGCUCUACACUGGCACAGUCAGCAGCUUCCAAGGGAAUGACCCGGCCAUCUCCCGGAGCCAAAGCCUUCGCCCCACCAAGACCGAGAGCUCCCUCAACUGGCUGCAAGACCCAGCUUUUGUGGCCUCAGCCUACAUUCCCGAGAGCCUGGGCAGCUUACAAGGAGAUGAUGACAAGAUCUACUUUUUCUUCCGAGAGACUGGCCAGGAAUUUGAGUUCUUCGAGAACACCAUCGUGUCCCGCAUUGCCCGUAUCUGCAAGGGCGAUGAGGGUGGCGAGCGGGUACUGCAGCAGCGCUGGACCUCCUUCCUCAAGGCGCAGCUGCUGUGCUCACGACCCGACGACGGCUUCCCGUUCAAUGUGCUCCAGGACGUCUUCACACUGAGCCCCAGUCCCCAGGACUGGCGUGACACCCUUUUCUAUGGGGUCUUCACUUCCCAGUGGCACAGGGGAACUACAGAAGGCUCUGCCGUCUGUGUCUUCACCAUGAAGGACGUGCAGAGAGUUUUCAGUGGCCUCUACAAGGAGGUGAACCGUGAGACGCAGCAGUGGUACACCGUGACCCACCCGGUGCCCACACCCCGGCCUGGAGCGUGCAUCACCAACAGUGCCCGGGAAAGGAGGAUCAACUCAUCCCUGCAGCUCCCGGACCGCGUGCUGAACUUCCUCAAGGACCACUUCCUGAUGGACGGGCAGGUCCGAAGCCGCCUGUUGCUGCUGCAGCCCCAGGCUCGCUACCAGCGUGUGGCUGUACACCGCGUCCCUGGCCUGCACCACACCUAUGAUGUCCUCUUCCUGGGUACUGGUGACGGCCGGCUACACAAGGCGGUGAGCGUGGGCCCCAGGGUGCACAUCAUUGAGGAGCUACAGAUCUUCUCCUUGGGACAGCCCGUGCAGAACCUGCUUCUGGACACCCACAGGGGGCUGCUGUAUGCGGCCUCACACUCGGGCGUAGUCCAGGUGCCUGUGGCCAACUGCAGCUUGUACCGGAGCUGUGGGGACUGCCUCCUCGCCCGUGACCCCUACUGCGCUUGGAGUGGCUCCGGCUGUAAGCCUGUCAGUCUCUACCAGCCUGAGCUGGCCGCCAGGCCAUGGAUCCAGGACAUCGAGGGAGCCAACGCCAAGGACCUUUGCAGCAGCUCUCCAGUCAUGGGUCGAUCUUUUGUACCAAUAGCUGAGAAGCCCUGUGAGCAAGUCCAGUUCCAGCCCAACACGGUGAACACUUUGCCCUGCCCGCUCCUCUCCAACCUGGCGACCCGACUCUGGCUGUUCAACGGGGCCCCUGUCAAUGCCUCAGCCUCCUGCCAUGUGCUGCCCACUGGGGACCUGCUGCUGGUGGGCAGCCAACAGCUUGGGGAGUUCCAGUGCUGGUCGCUGGAGGAGGGCUUCCAGCAGCUGGUAGCCAGCUACUGCCCAGAGGUGGUGGAGGACAGGGCAGCAGACCAAACAGAUGGGGAUGCCAGUGUGCCUGUCAUCAUCAACACGUCACGUGUGAGUGCACCAGCUGGUGGCCGGGCCAGCUUGGGUGCAGACAAGUCCUACUGGAAGGAGUUCCUGGUGAUGUGCACGCUCUUUGUGCUCGCCGUGCUGUUUGCACUUUUAUUCCUUCUCUACCGGCACCGGGACAGCAUGAAAGUCUUCCUGAAGCAGGGGGAAUGUGCCAGCGUGCACCCCAAGACCUGCCCUGUGGUCCUGCCCCCCGAGACCCGCCCACUCAAUGGCCUAGGCCCCCCGAGCGCCCCACUUGAUCACCGAGGCUACCAGGCCCUGUCAGACAGCCCCCCAGGGGCCCGAGUCUUCUCCGAGUCAGAGAAGCGGCCGCUUAGCAUCAAAGACAGCGUUGUGGAGGUGUCCCCAAUGUGCCCCCGGCCCCGGGUCCGCCUCGGCUCGGAGAUCCGUGACUCUGUGGUAUGAGAGCUGACUUCAAGAGGACGCUGCCCUGGCUUUAGGGGCUGUGAAUGCUCGGAGAGGGUCAACUGGACCUCCGCUCCAGCUCCUCGUGGAAUACAGCAGCGGUGCCCAGUCCUCGGGAGCCAGCUGGCCUGCUGCUCUCUGAUCAAGUAGUGAGGCUCCAACCACCAAGACACCCGAACAGCCGUGGCGCCAGAGGUCCUGGCCAAAGAUGGGCACCUGCCUAGGUGGGUGGAACAGUGCUCCUUACGUAAACUGAGCCUUUGUUUAAAAAACAAUUCCAAAUGUGAAACUAGAGAGGAAAGAGACAAUGUGGAAUGGCACGCACUGGCUGCUGAAGUUCAUGGCUUCCCAGGCCACUGGAGAUGCGUCCAGAGUUGUGGAGACAGAGUUGGAAACCUUCACCAACUGGCCUCUUCACCUUCCGCCUUAUUCCGCUGCCACAAGCUGCCCUGUCUCACUGCAGACCUCAGGACCAGCUCGGGCUCCAUGUGUUCUGCCUUGCCAGCCGGCCGAGAAUCCAGGACCGCCUCGGGCUCUGUGAGGAUCCAAAACCAGCUCGGGGUCUGUGCAUCCUGCCUUGCCAGCCAGCUGGCUAAAAAUCCAGAACCAGCUUGGGCUGUGUGCAUCCUGCCUUGCCAGCCAUCAAGGAUCCAGGACCAGCUCAGACCCCGCAUGCCAGUGGAGGAUGUCAUUGUUGCUGCCAUCAUCCCACCACCUCAGGGACCAGAGGGCUGGGUUGGCACUGCGGCCCUCACCAGGUCCUGGGCUUGAACUCAGUUCCUGGACCUUUCCGGCCUGUAUCAGGCUGUGGCCACAUGAGGGAGAGGACAGCGUGAGCUCAGGAGAGACUCAGUGACAGUGUGUGCCUUUCCCUCAGAAUUCAAGAAGAGACUAUUGCCUGCCUCCUGCAUCGUAGCCUGAGAAUCGUGUGCCCUUCCUACCACAUGCACCCUAGCUCCAUUGUGGAACUCAAACACAAGGAACUAACCGUACCCUGUCCUCUCCCCAGGCCUCAAUUCACCCCUCAUCCCUCACUUGCCUCUACUCUAAGGGAUAUCAAACACUGCCCAGCGCAGGGGUCCUGAAUUUAUGUGGAUUUUAUAUGUAUUUUUAAUACAAUGCACUUUAUGUCAUUUUUUUUAAUAAAGUCUGCAGAAUUAUUGUUUAA